AUUGUACGGUUAAAUUAGUUCUUAGUUAGUACAUAUUAUUGAUAUGUUGUGUGUUAAAAUAUGUACAAAGGUGUUAUAUUUUAUUUGGAUUAUUAAACUAGUUGUUUGUUACUAAUAGUUGUAAAUUAGUACACGGCAAUGUAGUAUAAGUUGUAAUAGGGUAAUUAUCGAAUGAUUAAAUGAUUAAACGUGAGACUAUUUGUCAUGUUUUAUCAGGAUGUCAGGUGAUAUGCCCAUUCGUCUGUAUUAUGGCGAUGCUCCUAUACAAAUAUGUGAUAGCGGGGUGGAUUUGACUGUAUAUGCCUUCCAUGAUACUAGUCUGAAUGCACCGGAGCAUAUGGGUUUGAACGACGUGUUAGGGUGGUUGUAUAAUAUGUUUGGGGUAGAUCCAGUACACGAUAAAUUUGUCAUAAAUGCCGUGUGGCCAGUGAGGGGUCAACAUGGAUGGCAGUGGAGAGUAGUGGAGGUUGCGUCAACUGGGAGUUGGAGGAAGUUUGUUAGUAAAGUAAGGGAGAAAGGCUAUAGCCCGGCAAUAGUGGUGCAGAAGACAAAAUGUGUUGAUCGAUCGGGGGAGUCAAGUCAUGCCGUGGUGGAAGAAACUCCGUUGGAAGGUGGACAAGCUAAAAAUGUUUGGCGGACUGAGCAAGGUCGAGGGGAAGAAGUAGUAGAGGGUAAUACACAAGGAGAGGUCAUUGUUCGUGGUACUAAUCGUGAGGCCAACGACUCGGACGAUGAAGAACCGGAUUCGCCUAUGCGUGUUGAUGCAGCGGAGGAGAAUGAGGCGGUAGUGGAUCAGAUGGAAGUGGAAAACGAGGAAUACAUUGCGCUUGUAGUGGAAGGAGAAGAUACAACACUGUGGGACAACGAAACUUACAUACCCGAUAAUUGGACGACCAUAUCAAUGAGUCGUAUGAAGGUAAACGAUGGUUUAGAUGCCCACUGGUGUUAUGAUAGUAAGCAGAUGAAAGUUGGACAGAUGUUUCAUGACAAAGGUCACUUACAAGAUGCGGUGAAGAGGUGGGCAUUUGUCCAGAAGCGUGAGUUCAAGGUGAAGGUUUCAAAUAGGACGACGUAUGACGUGAAGUGCAUACAGGGUGGAUGUCCUUGGAGAGUGCAUGGUUACAAGCCACAACAUGACACUUUAUGGGUAGCUUCGAGGGUUGAGCAACAUACGUGUUUGUUGGAGAAUACCCGUCUGGUGCACAGAAACCUGACAGCGGCAUUUGUGGCACAAAUGGUAUAUUCAAAGGUGGUUAGAAAAACAUCUUUGUCCCCUUUUACCAUAAUGCAUGACGUUGAGAAAGAGUACGGAUAUGAGAUAUCGUACGACAAGGCUUGGAGGGCAAAACAGAAAGCAUUGGAGAUGAGGUUUGGAACUUAUGAGGAUUCUUAUCACAAUCUUCCCCCACUAUUGGAGGUGAUGCAGGCAAGAAACCCGGGCACACACAUGGCUAUUCUCGAUGAGGUGAAUGAAUAUGGGGAGAAUGUUCUUCGUCGGGCUUUCUGGUCAUUUGGGUGCAUGAUAGAGGCCUUUAAAAAUUGCAUUCCUUUGCUCUGUGUUGAUGGCACUUUCAUGACAGGCAAGUACAGAGGAACAAUUCUAACCGCGAUCGGAGUCGACGCGGAUAGCCAUGUCGUUCCUGUUGCUUUUGCAUUUGUUGAAAGCGAGAACACAUCAAGCUGGCUAUGGUUUUUGCGGCACAUUAAAAUGUGUGUUGUUGAAAACAGACCAAAUGUGUGUGUUCUGCAUGACCGACACGCCGGUUUGCUAUCAGCGAUACAGAAGCUUCAAGAAGAUGUCACACAGUCCGUGCCAUGGCCAGAUUUACAUAGCAGAUGGUGCAUGCGACAUUUUGGGGCUAAUUUUUAUAGACAAUUCAGGAGUAAGAGAUUGAUGGACCUGUUCAAGAAGUUAUGCAAGCAGAAUCAACAAAGAAAGUUUGAUGCCAUAUGGGAGCAACUGGAUCGUUUGACCACUACACACAUGGAAGAGGUUAGGAAAAAACCCAUAGUUGCCAGACAGGAGGAGCCGGAGGGACUUGAACCCAUUCCUAAUGAAGCACCAAGUAUUACUCGGCGCAGGAAGCGUGGAAGGGCCACGAAGUGCUUCACGGAGUGGGUAGAAUUUGAGCCAAGGGAGAAAUGGUCGUUGUUGUACGAUACAGAUGGAUCGAGGUAUGGUGUGAUGACAACAAAUCUUGCUGAAGUGUAUAAUUGGGUUAUGAAGAAUACACGACCUCUACCACUUGUUGCUAUCCUGGAGGGCAUCACGAGGGGUACACAGAAGUAUCUCUGUAAAAGGUAUUCCAUGGCUAGUCUGAACCUCAGCAAACCCAGUGUUAAGUAUAGCCCCGCUAUUACACAGUACAUGGAUGAGAAAAGUAAGAAGGGAGGAACCCACAGAGUGUGGCCUGCUGGGAAUAGAGAGUUGUUAUUUGAGAUACGACUUCGUGACAAGAGUGGUGUCGGCAUUGGGACUACUGACAUCACAUUGGAAUGCACGUUGUGGCCAGAGUAUCACGCUUGCAAAUGCAAUUGCAACAAGCCUUACCUGUUACAUCGGCCAUGUUCCCAUGUUCUUGCUGCUUCCGCAAAAGGGGGUGUUGAUGGAAACAUUUUUGUUUCUCCCUACUUUAGAAAGGAAUCGUGGGAGGCAACUUGGCGUGGUGAAUUGCGUGGUUGGCGUGCCGUGUGUGAUUUCACUCGUCCUCCUCCAGGACAAGCCAAUUGGGUUCCUGACUCAAAUUUAUUAGUUGAUACUAAGGGUCGUCGCCAGUCACGCAGGAUCAAGAACCUUAUGGAUGAAGCUAAAGUGAAAGAUCGUUCUCGUCGUAAGAAAGCUUGCAUUCUUUGCGGGGAGAACCAUUCCCGUAAAGAUUGCAGCAUGUACAAUGUAGGGCAUGAUGCCACAGGCGCUGAUGUUCGUCGCGUUCCAAAGGGGAAGUCGAAGAAGAAAAAUAAUCCUUAGUUCGCUACUAUCCUUGGUGGACUCCCUACUUUGAAGAUCGUUAUCGUUCAAUUUAUGUUUAGUGCGUCUGUAAUUUUAAUUUGAACUUUCUUGCACUUUUAUUACCCGAAUCUAUUUGUAAUGGCCUUGUAAUUUUCAUUUUGAACUGCACUGCACUUUUAAUAUCGUCAUGUAUUUGUAUUGGAAUUGUAAUUUAAAUUUCGAACUGCACUGCACUUGUAAUAUCGUAAUAUAUGUGUCGUGGGCUUGUAAUUUUAAAUUGAAAUGUACUGAACUAUUCUUAUCUGUAUCUAUGUGUGCUGGUACUGUAAUUUUAAAUUGAAAUGGCAUGCAAAUUUGUUAAUUGAAUUAUGUUGCAUACAUUUAUUGCACUGUUACCAUACGUGCAAUGUACUAAUGUGGUUUUCGAUCUGUAGGUAUGGCUGAUCAAAAUGAUGGGCAGCUGAUAGACAAGGAGAUCGAUAGGAACCAUCGAUCGCGACGUCUUACUACAGGAACUUUCUGCAAUGUGCUAAAGAUGCGAGGACCGGAUCAAUAUUGGCGUAUUGAUCCUCGUUGGGUUCCAAGGCUGAGAGCAGCUGGGUUGUUGACGUUUGCACGGUUGGUCGAGCCUUCACGUGCAAGGUCCGAACGAAUCCACAUUGACGCGGCGCUUAUGAGUGCUCUUGUCGAUAGAUGGAGGCCUGAGACCCACACUUUCCACCUCACAGUUGGAGAGAUGGUGCCCACUCUGCAGGAUGUGUCUUAUUUGUUGGGGCUGCCGAUAGCUGGGCCAGCAGUUGGCCCAACAAUGGUGAAUGCUGGAUGGGCGGAUGACCUUCUGGCCAGUUUUGGUGGUGUGCUGCCUGUUGCACUGGAGGAUCUCACAGAUGGGCACGGGCCUACGAAAAGUUGGUUGAAUCAGUUUCGACAGGAUGUCUUCCCUGAUGACCAGGAGGAGUGGAUCGUGCAGCGGCACUUAGUCGCUUACCUGUUGUGGUUGUUUGGAUGGGUGAUGUUCACGGGAACUCACGCUGACUCCGUGGACAAGCACUUCAUCCACUUUGCGGAGCAGAUUGCAGAGUUACCUAUCGCGGAGAUUCCACAGUACAGUUGGGGGUCGGCGGUACUUGCGGCGACAUAUGCCGGACUGUGUGAUGCUUGCGUGAGGAACAGCAAGCAAAGUUCACUCCCUGGAUGCCCGUUGCUACUUAUGUUGUGGGCGCACGAGCGCUUCGACAUUGGGAGGCCUCAGCUUGACUCGUACGCAAACUACGGUUUGCGAGAGAUGUACAGGUCUGGUGUUGAUGACAUCGACGAUCGUCCCACUAUGGGAUCCUUGUGGACACACCGUGAGCCGCAGUGGGUUAGCGGGACGACACGUCGUGUCUACACUCAGUUUGUAGCUGACUUUGAUCAGCUUACGCCUGACCGUGUUCGGUGGACUCCCUACACUCAGCACGAUGUCAAUGAUCGUGCACCGCACGGUCUCGCGGAUCUUUGCACGCGAGAUAUGCAACUCUGGAGGACGACUUGUCACCUCGUGCUGGACGUGCACGUCGAGCCACACAAUGUCCACAGGGUUCUCAAACAGUUGGGCAUGUAUCAGGACUUCCCUCCGAGAGAUGGUCGUCCUUUGGCAGAUAGUCUUCAUAGGUACUUCAGAAAGGGGCUCGGGCUUUCCUACGAGCUAGUUAUUGUGACCACGGUUCAGCCGACGGUACAAGAGUGGGAGCACGCAGCUGAUAACUUGGCACUUCAGACACCUCCAGACGAUGGGAGUUAUUAUGGAGCUUACCUUCGUUGGUACCGCAGUGUUACACGAUGGAGGUGUUUUCCUCCACAAAGAGAUAGCACCGUCCCCCACCAGGCAGCGAUUACUGACACGUUUGCCCCUCAGCCUAGAUCAGCUUACAAGUCAAUGGCGGAAUUUGUUGAGCACGUUCACGUGGAGUCCGACACCCUGCUGCAAAGACUAGAGGCGAGACCUCCAGUCGUCAGGUCUGACGACGUGGCGAGUGUCCUUCGCAACUUCCGUGCACGUGCUGCCGCACUACUACGUCGUGUCUCCUGUCGGAGCGCGGCAGAUGUGGUGCAGACGUCGGGCCGACGGCUGUCGCGCCCAGAAAUUUAGCCCAAAUUUCCAGACUAUUUUGUGUAUUAAAUCCCUGUCCAGGACCAGCCAGGGUACACAAAACGACAAGUAAUAAACAGUUCCAAACGUAAAUAAAGCGUAAAAUACUU
Messenger RNA from Oryza sativa Japonica Group (Japanese rice), 5191 nucleotides. Its product is annotated as protein MAIN-LIKE 1-like. Gene Ontology annotation, biological process: meristem maintenance; meristem development. The record is from RefSeq and is a predicted model, not a curated record. NCBI's taxonomy places the organism in Eukaryota, Viridiplantae, Streptophyta, Magnoliopsida, Poales, Poaceae.